AUGUUUAACGAUCGAUUUUUAUUUUUUUAUUUUUUCUUUCUCUUUCCCUACCCCCCCAAAAAAAAAAAAAAAGAAUAUUCAACCGUCGUGAUUAAACAAGAAGGAGGAGGAGGAGGAGGAGGAAUCGUACCAUUUCAUCAACCUUCUCCGACGGAAAAACCUCGGAACAAUAAUGGUCCAGUCGUCCGGGAAAAAGAUGCAGACGAUCAUCAUUCGUAUCACAGGGAUAGUUCGAGGGAGCAAGAUGACAUACAUGAUCUCAGAAGACGUUUUGGGUCUGGUACCCGAGAGGUUCACAAUAAAUUAGAAAAAAAUCGUAGGGCUCACUUAAAGGAAUGUUUCGAACUCGUUAAAAAACAACUUCCGGCGUCGCAGGAAGAUAAAAAAGCGUCUAAUUUAAACAUAUUGCACAGUGCUCUUCGAUUUAUACAGACGUUACGUAGAAAAGAACGGGAGUAUGAACACGAGAUGGAAAGACUGGCUAGGGAGAAAAUUGCUCUACAGCAAAGGUUUGCGACGUUGAAAAAGGAAUUGUCGGCUCAGUGGGACCACAUCGAUUUCAACACUUUAGUUCCAGAUGUUAUGGUGGUGGAUUCGGUUCAUAGAAUACAUUCCAACGCGAUAUCAGCAUCCGACACGGAAGCUCUGCAGCGUAGGGGAUUAAUGUACAGCAGCACAUCAUCACAAAGUUCGACGGCAGCAUCUGCCUCUCCUUUAUUGCCACUCUCUCUACCGGCUAUUAAUUCGGACGAGAGGCAUUCGCCAAGGAAUAAUAAUAGUAGUCCUAAAAAUAUCGCUUCAAGAGAAGACGUACCAAAAUUGAUCUCCAUUCCCAACCGACGUGAAAGUCCCAAGCAGUCAACAACGACGACGACAUCACCCCAUUCGAAAUCUACUUCUUCGUCCAUCUCAUCACAAACCACCAGCGGUCAUUUACAAUUGCCGGUUUCCACGCCUAUUCUUUCAACUCCUCCGGGACAUUUGGCGGCCACGAUCGUAUCUCCUACCAUUCAAUUAGUGACAUCGUCCGGAAUAAGAAUGCUCCCGAAUGAUCAGUCAUUGGCAUUAAGUCUUUCUCAUCCAAACUCCGUCGCGUCCAGCGGAGUUGCGCUCGUUCAUAAACCCAACAACGGGGAAUCAUCCACGGAAGCUUUAGGGCUCAUACAAACAAAUGGCAUCAGGGGUAAAAGUCAUCCGAUCGGUCUUGCCAUUCAAAAUGGAGCUUUGGCCCCUGAAGGAACAUCGUUACUUCCUAGUCAUUUAACGUCAGCCGGUAUAACGCACGUGGUGGCUCCCAUUCCGGGUAGUCACGGAACGUUGGUGACUCCCGUUCCCGUAACCGUCGUCUCACAAGGAAGUCAAGUGGCUCAUAUAUUAACGGCUUCGCCUCAGUUGGGAAACAAAGUUUGUAUAUCGUUUUGCGAAUAA
Molecule: messenger RNA, 1428 nt
Organism: Pediculus humanus corporis (human body louse)
Lineage: Eukaryota; Metazoa; Arthropoda; Insecta; Psocodea; Pediculidae
Product: Max-binding protein MNT, putative
Exons: 7
Coding region: 1-1428 (475 amino acids)
Biological process (GO): regulation of transcription by RNA polymerase II
Molecular function (GO): RNA polymerase II cis-regulatory region sequence-specific DNA binding; DNA-binding transcription factor activity, RNA polymerase II-specific; protein dimerization activity
Source: RefSeq, a predicted model, not a curated record